Schistosoma guineensis is the source of this 537-nucleotide messenger RNA. NCBI's taxonomy places the organism in Eukaryota, Metazoa, Platyhelminthes, Trematoda, Strigeidida, Schistosomatidae. The record is from the annotation of a GenBank genome assembly.
CGGGAUCAAAAUCCAAAAUAUACUUGUGGUCACUCAGUGGAGUUUGUGAAUUAAAGUUUGCAUUGGAACAUUUUAUGAGGUCAGGGUGUUACUACAAAAUUGUGCGCUUAUACUUGGUUGGAUUAUUUGCUCGAUUUGAAGUUUGUGUUUGUCUGGGACUUGUACUGUCGGUGAUUGUUGUCGGCUGCUUUCCUUAAUAGAUAUUCUCUUCAAAUGUCACUGACUGGACCUCAACUUCUUCCCCUUGAACUGGUUGACAAAUGCAUAGGUUCUAAGAUUCAUAUAAUCAUGAAAAAUGAUAAAGAAAUGGUGGGAACCUUGCUUGGUUUUGAUGGUUACGUAAACAUGGUCUUGGCUGACGUUACUGAAUUUGAGUUUACAGCCCAAGGUAAACGUAUAACAAAACUGCCACAUAUUUUGCUGAAUGGUAGUAACAUUGUUAUGAUGGUGCCUGGUGGAGAAGGUCCUGAAAUUUAAACUAUAUGGUAUUUUCACUGUAUAUAAAAUAAAUACAAAAAUAAAUUGUUUGUAACAUUU